Molecule: messenger RNA, 3340 nt
Organism: Neoarius graeffei (lesser salmon catfish)
Lineage: Eukaryota; Metazoa; Chordata; Actinopteri; Siluriformes; Ariidae
Gene: pknox1.1
Product: pbx/knotted 1 homeobox 1.1
Exons: 10
Coding region: 1064-2221 (385 amino acids)
Biological process (GO): angiogenesis; regulation of transcription by RNA polymerase II
Molecular function (GO): RNA polymerase II cis-regulatory region sequence-specific DNA binding; DNA-binding transcription factor activity, RNA polymerase II-specific
Source: RefSeq, a predicted model, not a curated record
GGAUAGGUUUCAGAAUAAGGGCUUUGUGGUUUCUGUGUAACCUUUUAUUCAUUUAAAGUGUAUAUAAUGCUUUAAAAUUAAUAUAUAUCAUUAGUAACGACCAAAAUAAAUUAAUAAAGCAGGGGAGAAAAUAAUAUUAUUUAUUUAUUAUUUUAUUGUCAAGCACAAAACUAUCGAUAAAUCACAGCUUCCAGAUCCCGGAAAAAGGCAGCCUCGCCCCAGGGCUAAUCUCGCAUGAAGUCACGUGUGGAACCGCGGUUAUCUGGGCCAUUUCCGUUCAUCUGACUCCGUGCUUGUUUACUCACUAAAAUUGGAUAUUGCUGAUGGAAUCUUACAACAAUAACGAUGUGAAAGUGCUGAGUUGUGUUUGGAUGUUCAAAUCCAUAUACAACAGGACAUUCAGUUCACGAAUUUCUGAGAAAUGACACUAAUCUAAAGUGACAGUGGGUGAGGUUUGUGCAAACGAAGCGGGCAGAUUUCGUGUCGAUUUCCUACUAAUAAUAAAUCUGAUUCAUCAAGCGUUCAUCACCACCAGAACGACCACAUGGGAAUUAUUGGAGCAAAAAAGAAUCCCAUUUAUUUAAUAAAUGACAUUUGAUCAGAAAUUUGGAAAGUUCGUCGAUUCCCCUAUUCUCACCCAGUUCAUAUUUUCUUUCAGUCAGGGGCGUGUUUAGCCUAUUUUUGGGGGUGCUCAAGCACCCCCAAAAACGAGCUCAGCACCCCCUAGCUCAGCACCCUCAAAAACACUGCUUUUGGACGUAAUUUUCAGAAAUAAGUGCCCUUGCGCACUGCGCAAUGAAUGUGUGCGCGGGCGUGUGUGUGUUCUUGAAUUCACCUGUUAUGUGAUAGUUCUAUGACCAGUAAAAUACCUCUCCUCCUUGCGUCCCCUCUGAUUGGGUUGCCUGUCCGCGCAAGUGCUUGCUACGACAUGGUGUUUUUUUUUAACUGGAUUCCACGCCGAUGAGGAACUCGACGUAGCACCUGAGUAUUACUGGCAUAGCGAGAUGUGAAGGGGGACGAGCAGACAGACAGCGAUCCAGAGAAGAGUUUUGCAGACACAGGAAUGGGGAGAACCUGCAACAGUGCUCUUGCCGAAUCCACUCGCAUGGAUACAGAUAAAGCUUCUAUAUACAGGCAUCCGCUCUUUCCUCUCCUCACCCUUCUGUUUGAGAAGUGCGAGCAGUCUACUCAGAGCUCAGAGUGUGUCACGUCGGCGAGCUUUGAUAUCGAUAUCCAGAAUUUUGUACGCAACCAAGAGAAAGAGGACAAAGCUUUCUUCAGUGAAGAUACUGAGCUCGACAGCCUGAUGGUGAAGGCCAUUCAGGUUCUCAGGAUUCACCUGCUUGAGCUGGAGAAGGUCAGCGACCUGUGUAAAGACUUCUGUAGCCGCUACAUCUCCUGCCUCAGGAGCAAGAUGAACAGCGAGACACUGCUGAGUGGAGAAACAGACGGUCUCUACUCUCCCCUGCACACUCAGGAUACCCAGGGCAUUGUGGUUCCUGCCUCACCUAUGCAACAAGGCAAUUUAUCAGCAGUCAGUCAGUCACAAAUGGUUUCAGGUGGUGCAGUGUAUCAGCCGGUCACAGUAGUCACACCCCAAGGCCAUGUCAUGGCUCAGGCCAUCUCACCGAGCAAGAUACACAUUCAGAACUCCCAGCAUUUACAGCUGCAGAUGAAUCAGGAUUUUGGUUUCUUCAGUAACGAAGACACUUCAUCCAAAAACAAGCGCGGUGUUCUCCCCAAACAAGCCACUAACGUCAUGCGCUCAUGGCUCUUCCAGCACAUCGCUCACCCUUAUCCUACUGAAGAUGAGAAGAAACAGAUUGCUCAUCAAACCAACCUCACUCUGCUACAGGUCAACAACUGGUUCAUUAACGCACGGAGGCGGAUCCUGCAACCGAUGUUAGACGCCAGUUCCACAGAGAUUCCCAAAACCAAGAAGAAGACACCACAGGCCCGCCCUCUACAGCGCUUCUGGCCCGAUUCAAUCGCUUCCUCAGCGUCCCAGCACCAAUUCAGCAUUGAAGACGUUAAUUUAGUUACGGUUGGGAUGAGCAUGGAUGGCUAUCAAACUCUUUCCUCAGAUGGAGCUACGCUCGCCAUGCAGCAAGUCAUGAUGGGUAAUCACAGUGAGGAUGAAACAGAUGGCAGCGAGGAUGAAGGCGAUACACACCUGUCCUCAGCUAACAUGACUGAUCUGGGUCUCAGUGCUAGUAACUGACACUCUCUCUCUCUCUCUCUCUCUCUCUCUCUCUCACACACACACCCCCCACACUCUCUCACACUCAUACGCUCAAAAGACUUGACAUGGUGCUGACUUUGGCAAUGCUGAUACUCCUGCACUACAGAAGGGAUUAAAAAAAAAAAUCAUGUGUACACACACACAGCAUUACAUUACAGACAAGUGUGUUAAUUUAUGAGAGCUUUUUUACUGCAUAGAUGUCUAGGUGAGUGCACUUUUUUUUUUUUUUGAUGAGCUCCAAAACAGAAAAAAGGAAACAGAAAAAUGUUUGAAUGUCCCCAAGUUUUUGAAACUCUUGUUAUUUAGAAUUUGUUAUACAAUUUGCAUUUCUAUGAUAACUCCUAUAGAUGGAUGCCAAAAUUUUGCGAGUUUGUGCAUGUGAUGGUGUGAUUGUGACUUUUUUUUUCCUCCCUGCAUGCUGGUGUUUCUCUGCUGUCCUCAUUCUCUCUCACAACCAUGCAAUGAGAGCAAAAAUGAGAGAUGCUUAUUUUUAUAUAUUAAGAACAAAAUGUUUUAUUUCUUUUUUUCUUGUUUUGUUUUAUGUUUUAUAAGGAGUAUUUAUGUAAAAAAAAAAAAAACAUGCUAGUUAGUCGCCCAGUUUUCAGGGCUUUGUAAUAUUUUAUAAGAAAACGGAAAAAAAUUACAGAAUUAAAAAGUUUUGCAUUACUUAAGUUAGCUCGAAAAUUAUGCCUUACAUUGUUCUUUUGUAAAAUGAAACUGAAGCACAUGCGUUGUUGAGUAACUGAUGUGUGGCUCCAUCUGUUUCAGCUGUGUUCGCUGUAAAGAUGGGAAUUAUGUUAUACUCAGUAAAAGUAGUUAAGAUCAAGCCUCAAGCUACAUUUAGAUGUCUGGUUCCCAAUUUUGCUGCACUGUAUAUUUUUACCCUCUGUAUAAAAAGCUCAUCGGCUAAUUAAUAAAACUGCAAUAUGCUGAGAGAACAAAAGACAUGCAGGGCACGCAGUAGCCUGGAAGGACAUAGAGAACUGCUGAUCUAGAUUUCAUGGGUUUACAGAUGAAAUUGGGAAACUGAAAUUCAGUUUAUAAAACUGUCUCAAAAUGUUACAGAUAAGCAUUAAAAACAUGAGUGUGUUCAACAAA